Messenger RNA from Leptomonas pyrrhocoris, 1065 nucleotides. RefSeq lists its product as hypothetical. The coding region runs from base 472 to 1065 and encodes 197 amino acids. The record is from RefSeq and is a predicted model, not a curated record. The transcript has a single exon. NCBI's taxonomy places the organism in Eukaryota, Euglenozoa, Kinetoplastea, Trypanosomatida, Trypanosomatidae.
GGAACGGUGCGUUUUCUCUUCUCUCUUGGUUCGCGUACGAGGUCCCUCUCUCCUCCACUCACCCAUACAUAUUAGUAUUACCACUACGGUGUUGUUGUUUUUUCCCGGUGUGUUCGUUUGCUGCCGACUUCAAAUCCCCCGUUACACUUACGCUGCUUCGCGCAUGCUGUGACGCUGUUUCUAAUACAUAGAUCUCGCGAUAGCUUUUUUUCUCUCUUUACCAAUCUGUUUUAUUUCAAUAGAGGGCUAAAAGCCGGCACUUCAAUACGCGCUGAUUAUUGAAUUGCGUGCUGUUGUUGAGGUGCCACGGCGUGAAGGGAGAAAGAAAUCCACGAAGGGUGCGUUGUGGGACUCUUGAGUGCAGCGCAGCUGCCACGACACCGUCAAAAAGAAAAAGAAAGAGCCAGCCGUUCGUCGGGAUACAGCGUUUUUCUUUCAAUUCCCAUCAAAGCCCGUCGACCACGCUGCACCAUGACGGAUUUACUUUCUCAGCUGGAGCAGGACUUCGUCGCGAUUCAGCAGGCGGACCCGUCGUUAGCAGAUGGCUCCCGGUUGGUGUAUGAUCGCGAGGUGCCGUGCGAGCUGCGGGCCAUGCGCGGUGUCGAGUCCUCUGCCGGCUCGCUUGAGCCGAUGAAGAUCAAGGUGUUGACCACGGGGGAGGAGCGCAAUCUGGCCAGCCUGCGCGUGGAGGUGACAACCGAGUCGGACAUCUUCUUCCACUACACGUGCAUCAUCAACGACCAGGGUUUCCUGCGCUUGCGGGAAGACCAGAAUUUGGUCUGCGAGUUUUCAGAGUUUCUCAUGACGUUGCUAAAGAUGUUUAACCGCUGCAUCCGCGAGCCUGGCCGCUUUAUCGCCGCGCUGCUCCUCGGCGAUGACGGCACUGCAAAUUUGGAGUUUGUAGAGAACUUAGAGUAUAAGCUGGUGAGUGUGUUAGUGCUGCCGUUCCGCGCGUCGCCGCCGGAGGUGGUGCGGGAGCAAGCGCAGUAUCGCUACAGCGCGGUUCGCGCACGACUGGAUUUGGUAACCGAGCAGAUCAAGCGCUCCGGGCCGGCCCGCCGCUAA